AUGAUUUUUGCUUGGCGUCUUUGUUGUUGGUUUAUACUCUUACGCUCAAUUUCGGAAGUUAGGACGCACAAUAAAGCAGGAGAAAUAUUACACUACAACCUUGCAAACGAUAUUGAAAAAGUGCAUUCGGUUCAAUUGAGAAGAUUUAAUAAGCGAAAUAUAGCACCAAAAUAUGACACUUCGAAAUCAUUGACAUAUACAAGAGGUCAAACGAAUACUUCAGCCUGUUUUUUUGAUAACUCGUGUGUAGAAGCUGUUUUCGGCGUUGAUAGUGUACAAGUAGGAGAUCUCGUGGUUAAACAGCAAGGGUUUGGUGACAUUACAAGUUUCAGUGGAUAUGUGCCAGAAGCGGACAAAUUUGAUUUUCAAAAAUACAAGGAAAACCAGGGUUUGUACGACCGAAAUACGUCACAAUCUGAAUUUAAUAAACUACUUAAAGCAAUGGUAGUAUACGGUGCCGGUUAUGAAACACCGUGGGUCAAUAAUUUGAAUAUAAAACGAAAACUGUUUGGUUAUUGGAUAGGACGUAUCAAAAUUGGUGAUAAAAUAGUUGGUGAAAAUUCAAUCGUUGGUAUCGAUACUGGUUCUGCUGCUAAUUUCGGAAGUGAAAUAGACAUUCAGCUAAUAAAUAAGUAUAUUGGUGCAAUAAUGCCAGAAAUCACACCAGAGGAGGAUGGAGUAAAUAAAAUAUUCAUAGAAACAAGAAUGAGUUUUGUUGAACAGUUUCCUGUCAGUGACUUCAAACCGAAAAUGCUACGGACAGUACUAGGUUUCUUGUCCGAACAGUAUCUUGAAGGGGCUUUUGAUGAUCUUUUGGUGGACUCAACUGCUGUGAAUGAAACGGUCUCAGAAUUUGAGAGUCUGUUUAUGGUUAAUCUAUCGACGUUGUUUGAUUGGGGAGAGAAAAAGCUACUAGAAGAAGAAAUUGACAAAGUUUGCGAAGUGAUUUUCAUGGUUGUGGGAAUGGAAGAAGAUCAUGGUAGUGGUAAUGAUGAUGUUGUUUUUGUUAAAGAAAAGCGUUCUGUUAAUCGAAGUAUCUUGGAUGGAGGUGAUCGUGGUAGUGGUGAUGAUGUAAUGUUUAUUGGCGAAUUUGGUGUUUGUAACAUACCUAUCCUAAAGGGUCGUUUGUCUAAAUUAGGCAGAUUACAUUGA
Didymodactylos carnosus is the source of this 1152-nucleotide messenger RNA. Lineage: Eukaryota; Metazoa; Rotifera; Eurotatoria; Philodinida; Philodinidae. The record is from the annotation of a GenBank genome assembly.